UUAACAUGUGUUUACAUACACUUUAAUUUUUUUCUUGCACGAACUGAAUUAUUGUUUAUUCUGUACUGAUCUAUUCAAUAAGAUAUCGUGCAAAGAUAUACAUUAUCACAGUGUAUGUAUACAUACUGAUACAUACAUCUAAUACCUAAGAUCAGUGUAAAAUUGGUUAUACAAUCAAGAUAAAGAAAUAGCAUCAAGACGGUAUAACUCUUAUAAUUUUUUAUCCUAUUCUGUGAAAUUCAGUCAAAUCAAAAAAGAUAAAUAAUAACUAUCAGAAAAAAAUAGAUUGUAAAAAGUCAGCAAAAAUGUCAGGGCCAAUGGUAUUGUGUCAACUAUGGAUGGGUGGAUUGGAGCCAUAUAUGACAGAGAGCUUUAUUAUGAAUGCAUUUCACAAAAUGGGUGAACAACCACAAACAGUAAAAGUUAUGCGAAAUCGAUACACUGGCGAGCCUGCAGGAUAUUGUUUUGUACAUUUUCCAACUGAUGAAAUGGCGCUCGAUGCCAUGCAUAAGUUGAAUGGUAAAGUGAUACCUGGUUCAAAUCCUCCUGUACGAUUCCGAUUAAAUCAUGCUAGCACUACUGGGAAACCUGCUGCCGAGCGAGAAUUCAGUAUUUGGGUAGGCGAUCUGUCCACCGACGUAGACGAUUAUUCUUUAUAUAGGGCAUUUGCUGCGAAAUAUAAUUCAAUCAGAACGGCUAAAGUUAUAUUGGAUAGUUCUGGAUUCAGCAAAGGAUAUGGGUUUGUCAGAUUUGCCAAUGAAGAAGAACAGAAAAACAGUCUAAUUACUAUGAAUGGCUACAGAGGACUUGGAACAAAAUCUUUGAAAAUCUGCAAUGCAGUGCCUAGACCUUGGAACAAAAUAUCGGGUUCAACACCACCGCAAUCAACUUCUGAAUAUCCAGCAUCAAACAUGAAUUCAGAGGCAUAUAAUUAUUAUGAUACAUCAUCAUAUUGGAAUAGCUACAGCGCUUGGCAACAAGGUUAUUAUGAAAGCGAACCGACGUCAGAUACUUACAAUAGCUAUGUAUCUGAUCAAAAACCUGAGGAAGACGAAUUAGAAUUAAUCGAGCAUUCAAUCCCCAUUGACAUCGAUAAGGUGAACAGAGAAAUAAUUGAACAAGAUUAUAAUUUAUGGGAUGCUUUGGAAAGCUCAAAAUGGAUUCCUUGUGAUACUAUAGAAUUAUGCUAUUAAUGAUUAAAUUAAAAAAUAAGAGACAACUUCAAAAAAUAUAUUAUCAUUAUUAUCAUUA
Messenger RNA from Acromyrmex echinatior (Panamanian leafcutter ant), 1251 nucleotides. RefSeq names its product tRNA Selenocysteine associated protein (gene Secp43). NCBI's taxonomy places the organism in Eukaryota, Metazoa, Arthropoda, Insecta, Hymenoptera, Formicidae. Gene Ontology annotation, molecular function: RNA binding. The record is from RefSeq and is a predicted model, not a curated record.